CAUUGUUGUUUGAGAGGGAAAAAAGUCAAUUAACACUAGUAGCUAACGUAAGCCUUAGAUAGAACUUUAGCCUGCUUGAUAUUGUCUACUGUAACAACGUUACUGACUUUCACAGCGCAGCAAAGCCACAACGAUGAAGAGUUUAAAGUACCGCCUGAAAAAGCACGAAGUUACCAUCACUAACACAGACUGGAACAAGUAUGAUGAUCGGCUGAUGAAGGCGGUGGAACGCGGCGAGGUGGACAAGGUGGCCGCCGUGCUGAGCAAGAAGGGCAUCAUCCCCACCAAGCUGGACGUGGAGGGGAGAUCUGCCUUCCACCUCGCUGCGACCAGAGGCCACGUGGACUGUUUAAACCUCAUCUUGGGCCACAGCGUGGAUGUCACUGCCACCGACGCCACUGGGAAAAACGCCCUGCAUUUGGCUGCAAGGAACGGCCAGUCAUUAUGUGUUCAGAGGCUCUUACAGUACAAUUGUCCUGUGGGAAACGUGGACCUGCAGGGAAGAUCUGCGCUGCAUGAUGCCGUGAUGGCGGGCUGUGCCUCCAGUGUUAAGUUGCUCUGUGAUAGUGGGGCUUCGGUGAACACCAGUGAUUUUGAUGGGAGGACUCCUCUGGUGCUGGCCACUCAGAUGUGCCACCCACGGAUCUGCCAGCUGCUGCUGGAGCGCGGGGCAGACAUCACCGUCCGCGAUAAACAGAACAAGACGGCUCUGAUCCUGGGCUGUGAGUACGCCUGUAGGGACGCUGUGGAGGUCCUGCUAAGAAGCGGCGCGGACGUCACGGCCACCGACGGCGCGGGCCACGACAGCUACCACUACGCCCGCAUCAGCAAGAACCAGGAACUGGUGGCACUGGUCAGGAGCUACCUGGACAGCACCAACAAAGCUAAAGAAGCCGCAAGGAUGGAGCUGAAGAAGAGACAGCAAUCAGUGGAGGUGAGUUUAGAUCCUGCUUCAAAUACAAACAAGGAUCAGAUGAUACAUGAUCUGGAGAGGCAGAACGAGAGCCAGCAGGAGUCGCUGAGGAAGUUUCACCAGGAGCAGAGGGCCCUGAUGGACCAGGUCAACAUGCUGCAGCAGCAGCUCAGCCAGGAGAAGUCCACCGUGGAGGACAUCCACAUGGAGAGGGAACAGCUCAGGCAUCUGCUGACGGCCAGAGGAGAGGAUGGGGCUCGCGCUGUGGAGACAGUCAAGGUGCAGAUGAAGUCCCACCUGGGGGAUUACUCUGGCCAAUCUGUUAUCAAAGGAAAAGAGAACAUUCUGGUGAGGCAGUCCCACAGCCUGGAUUCCGCUCAGGUGCUGCAGUCAGCGGCGCCGACCCGCUCCGUGUCGCGCCCCCUGGAGCUGACGAGGACGCCGUCGCUGGCGUCGUCGUCGGGCGGCGAGGCGGAGGGCCUGCGGCGGGAGCUGGACGCGCUGCGGAGGAGGCAGGAGGCUGCGGAGGAGGAGGCGGCGCGGCUGCAGGCGGCGCUGAGCCACAAGGCCCGGGAGUGCGAGGAGCUGGCGGCCAGCCGCGACGCCGCCAAGCGCGAGGCCGACCUGCAGGUGCGGCAGCUGGAGGAGGCGCUGGGCGACGUGCAGCAGCGGAUGCUGGACUCGGAGGCCAAGGUCAAGCAGCUGCAGGCCCACGUGGUGGCGGUCAAGGAGCACCUGAGCAACCAGCUGGUGGAGGACCUGAGGACGCAGCUGGGCGACGUCAAGGGCAAGUACGAGGGCGCGUCGGCCGAGGUGGGCCGCGUGCGCAACCACCUGAAGCUCAGCGAGAAGGCGCUGGAGGAGUACAAGAAGAGCGAGGGCCAGCUGGCGGUGGAGGCCGAGCGGCUGACGCAGGAGCUCAACCUGCUGAAGGAGGAGCGCGAGGACAUGGCGGAGACCCUGGUGGACAUGGAGGCGCACGUCAAGGAGGUGGAGGUCCGGCUGUCGGCCAUGGUGCCCUCGGAGAAGUUCGACAACAUGAAGAACCUGCUGACCAACGCCGUGGACGAGAAGGAGAAGCAGAUCGCCGAGCUGCGGGAGGACUACGACCGCGUCCUGGAGGAGGUGGCCGAGCUCCACCGCGAGAUGGACCACCGCAGCGGCCCGGCGGCGCUCACCGUCCCCCUGCAGGAGCACGAGCGCGUGCGGGCGGCCCUGGAGGAGCAGAGCGCCUCCCUGAGGAGGAAGCUGGCCGACCUCACCGCCAAGAGCCAGGCGCUGAUCCAGGAGGUGGAGGAGAGCGAGGAGGAGCGCGAGGUCCUCCGCGAGCAGCUGGACGACCUCCGGGACCAGAUCCAGAGCGAGUUCGUGCCGCUGCAGUCCCACGAGGACGUCCAGAGGUCGCUGGGCCGGGAGCUGGACGAGCUGAGGGAGCAGCUGGACGAGGCGUCCGAGAGGAAGCGGCUGGCCGAGGAGGAGCUGCGGCGGGUCCGGGACGAGAAGGCCUCGCUGUGCGAGAACGUCACGCUGCUGCAGAGCACCCACGUGUCCGGCGAGCGCUUCCGGAGCGAGGUGGACGCGCUGACCGCGCGCCACGCCGAGCUGGAGCGGGAGCUGGACGCCGCGCGGCGCGGGAGCGAGGAGCGCGAGAGGGAGCUGAGGGAGGCGCUGGCCGAGAAGGAGGCGCUGGAGCAGAGCCUGCGGGGACGCGAGGCGUCCAGGGAGGACUACGAGGGGGCGAGGGCCGAGCUGACCGCCGCCCUGGACGAGUCCAAGAAUCAGAUCUCCGCGUUGGAGAAGAGCGGAGAAGCGAGGGAGGAAGAGUUGCGGAAGGUGGAAGAAGGAAGUGCCAUGUUGAAGGAGGAGCUGGAGAAAGUUCAGAAAGUUCUGGAAAAAGACUAUAUCAGCCUCGGCGACCACCAAGCGGUCACUAGCACGCUGAGCAGUGCCUUAGCCGAAGCCGAGGAGAGGGCCAAGGAGGCGCUGUCCAGACACCAGUCGGCUCAGGACGACACGGCGAAGCUGCACGAGGAGAUCGAGGCGCAGAAGAGGGAGCUGGACACGAUCCAGGAGGCGAUCCACGUCAAGUUCGUGCCGCUGGCCGCGGUGCAGGAGAAGGAGAGCGGCUACGAGGCCGCGCUGAGGGACUUGAGCGAGCAGCUGAGCGGGACGCAGGACAAGUACGAGCGGGAGAAGGCGGAGAGUGAACGUCGGAAGCGCGAGACGGAGAGGCUGGAGGCCGAGCUGCAGGAGGCCCUGCGCAAGCUGGCGGCCGACCUGGAGUCCGGCGAGGGCCGGCGGGACGAAGAGGAGGAGAAGAGGAAGGGUCAGUCGGAGGAGGAGCUGAGCCUCAAGCUGGUGGACCUGGAGCAGCAGUACAAGGAGGUGACGGUGCAGCGCGCCGAGCUGGAGGAGCAGAACGCGCUGUGCGCCACCGAGAUCCAGGCUCUGCAGCGCCGCCUGGAGGGCGAGUACGUGCGGCUGGAGCGCUUCGAGGCGGCGCAGCAGGCGCUCACCGACAGCCUGCAGCAGGCCCAGGAGCAGUGCCAGCAGGCGCAGGCCGCACAGCGCCACGAGGCCGAGCGGGCGCGCCAGCUCGAGCAGGAGCUCAACGCCCGCGGCGGUGGCGACACAGCGGCGGUCGACGAGGAGCAGGAGGAGGCGCGGCGGGCGCUGGAGCAGGAGGUGGCCCGGCUGCGCCAGGCGCUGCGCGAGGAGGCGGACGGCAGCGCCCAGCGGGCGGAGGACGUGGCGGCGCUGCAGAGCGAGCUGCUCCGCGCCACCCAGGCCCUGGAGGAGCUGCGCGGGCGCGAGGAGGGCGAGGUGGCGCCGCUGCGCCGGGACAAGCAGCGGCUGGAGGAGGAGGCGCAGGAGCUGGGCACCAGGCUGGCGGCGCUGCACGAGCAGUACGAGGAGCUGUACCGCGAGACGGCCGCGCGCAGGGACGCCGAGGGCCAGGCGCGCGCCGAGGCCGACGCCCUGCAGGCCAAGAGCGCCGCCAUCGAGGGCGAGAUCGGCGAGCUCAAGGAGCGCUACGACGGCUCCCUGCACACCAUCGGCGAGCUGCAGAAGAGGAUCCAGAUGUCCUCCGAGCAGACCGAGGCCAAGGACAAGCGGAUCACAGAGCUCCUGGCAGACGUGGAGAGGCUGAAGCAGGCGCUGAACGGUCUGUCCCAGCUGGCCUACUCUGGCAGCGCGCCCAACAAGAGGCAGGCGCAGCACAUUGACGCUCUCCAGGCCCAGGUUAAAAGCCUGCAGCAGCAGCUGGCUGAUGCUGAAAGGCAGCACAGGGAAGUUGUCUCCAUUUACCGAACUCAUCUUCUCAGCGCCGCUCAGGGGCACAUGGAUGAGGACGUCCAGGCGGCUCUCCUGCAGAUCAUCCGUAUGCGGCAGGAGUUUGUGUGCUAGAGGGAGCACGGCGGCAGCACCACCACCAGCAUCCCACAAUGCACUGCACGGCCACAUGUGGGGCCCACCCAAACGUAGCAACCCACGUAGAUCCGCGUUAGCGUCAAGCGUCAUACGCCUGUCCAGGGUCAGGAGAGAGCCACAUGUAAAGAGAAGUGACCAGGAGCUGUGGGGCUAACAGCCACUACACAAGUUAGCUUAGCAUGUGCACAAUUAGCAGGUGUGUUGGGAGUGCUUAGAUCACGUUAAACGGGGCACGUUCAAGAUGCUCAGGCAUGCAUGUUGGAAACGAAACGUGGUUGGGAAGUAGAGUAGGAAUGUGAGAGGAAGUGAGGAAAGAGAGAGGAAGUGAGCGCUGCACUUGAAGCAGAGGGAGGGGGUGGGUGAGUGAGUGGGUGAGUAGAGUGGAGCUCCUCGUGGCUGUUUAGAGGGGGAGUGAGGUUGGCGUUACGCGAGUGUGCGUGUGAGUGCAGUUUUUGGCAAUCGAGUCACGUCAAUGUCAUGACGCCUCUGACGGGAUUAGAAGUUGCGGUCGACUUUCCCUCCGUGGUGCCCUCCCAUGACCCUUUACACACACACACACACACACACACACACACACACACACACACCCUGCCUGCCUGCCUGCCUGCAUCUGACUAUCAACCCCUCACCCUUUACACACACACACACACACACACACACACAAACACAUACACUGGAGAGAGAGAGAGAGAGAGAGA
This is a messenger RNA of Sardina pilchardus (European sardine), 5043 nucleotides long. RefSeq names its product uveal autoantigen with coiled-coil domains and ankyrin repeats b (gene uacab). NCBI's taxonomy places the organism in Eukaryota, Metazoa, Chordata, Actinopteri, Clupeiformes, Clupeidae. The record is from RefSeq and is a predicted model, not a curated record. The coding region runs from base 134 to 4321 and encodes 1395 amino acids. Gene Ontology annotation, molecular function: protein binding. The transcript has 19 exons.